Messenger RNA from Baudoinia panamericana UAMH 10762, 2839 nucleotides. RefSeq lists its product as uncharacterized. Lineage: Eukaryota; Fungi; Ascomycota; Dothideomycetes; Mycosphaerellales; Teratosphaeriaceae. The transcript is spliced from 2 exons. Bases 1 to 2442 code for a protein of 813 amino acids. The record is from RefSeq and is a predicted model, not a curated record.
AUGGUCUUCUGGAAGACAGCAGCACAACCUGCGCCUGCCGCAUCCGGAGCGGCAAGCGCCGCUCUCGACCACAGCGAAGAACUUCUCGCGGAGGUUGACGAGCCUCCAGACGAUCGCAAGAACAGCGCUAUAUGGUCGCCGCCUAAAUUGACCGAGGCUCAUAUGAAGUCCGCAAAGCAACUGGCAUAUUCACGCCGCGAGUCCCUGUUGACGCGACAACUGCAUUCCGAGACGGAACAUAGCGAUGAAGACCACUCGCCUCAGCCACCGCGUGCGCUGAGCACACAGUCAAUCUGGAGCACGACGUCGACUGCCGAGCUGACGAGCGAUGACGGCAAGAGCAUGCCGAGUCCGGCCAUUAGUCCUCCCCUGCCACCGACCGAGGUAUACAAUGCGCUGCCUGUCAAUGAGAAGCCGCUGGACAAGAAGGUCACAGUCGUAGGCGAGGAAGGGAAAGAAGUCAGGACGGAGCAGUCGGUCGAGGCCACGCUGGGUCGCAAGCGGUGCAUCAUGUUUGCUUGUCGCGGCAAGGAUGAAGCGAAGCCGAAGCCACCAUCUCCCACCACAGCGCCGGCGCCGGCCCCAGCAUCAGUGCUCGUGCCUCUCGCCGACGCACCGCCGAAGCGCAAGUGUGCUAUCAAGUUUGCCUGUCCGACUCGCACCGCAUCCGACACUAAGCCCACGGAGCCCACGCCGGCAAAGCGUACUGUCAGCCCACCUCCACCGCAGCGAAAGGCAUCAUCACACAGGACUGAGCUCGCCAAGGUCCACCGUGGCUCCGACAGUACCGUCACGCAUGGGUCACCGAGGUCUGCGCGGAGAAGUCCAGCAAUUACCACCACCGUGCCCACGCCGACGACUGCCGAAGGUGCAAAGCCGCCAACAAUGCGGACAGUAUCGCAUGACUCGGAUGAGGCUGGCAGGGAGGCGACGCGCUUCCACGAGUUUGCUAGCAGCGAAGAUGAGCCGGAAGAGUGGGUGCAGGAGUCGACAUGCCACCGUAGCCGCUUGACGAUCGAUGACACGCUCAAGAAGGAGAGUGUGAUUCGCAAGGCCUGCGAGGAGGUUGAGGAGGAGGUUUUGGAGGAGGACGAAGAGGCGGAGCAAGAAGGCGAAGAUGGAGACGAAGCAGACUUGGGAGUCGACGACGAAGACGCGGAGUCCGAUCAUUCCGACGCCGGCUUUCACUCUGACGAUGAAGAUGGCUUUGCUGCUUCGGACUCGGAAGGCGAGGGCAGCGACUACGAGUGGUGGAAGCCUGGAGGCUCCACAGCCGCCACAUCCAUUGAGCACCUUGACCGUCUCAGCGCGCAAGCGAGACCGGUGCACGAUGAGUCGGCCUCCUCGAUGAACUCGCUCAGCUCCGGGCAGAUGUCACCGCGUAUGCGCAAGCACAAAAGGGGAAAGGGCGUUCGUGGACAUGCCAGAUCUCAAGCCAUCCCCAUCCACCGGACGUCAUUGGAUGUGGAAGACGCGAACGAACUUCCCGACUCCACCGAUUUCGUCUGCGGCACGCUCGACGAAGACCGUCCGCUGGAGCAAGCCUACCUCAACCGUGUCAAGGAGAAGGAGGCUGCCAAGCACAAGGCUCGGCCACAAGAUAUCGACCCUACCUUCCCCACUUCCGACCCGGAGAUGGACGAAGAGGAUGACGAGGACCUCGAGGAUCCGGAAGAGAGCGCGGAGGAGGAGAACAUGAUGCAUGGCGAGAUGGACGAACUCGACGAAAGCAACACGCUCCGUCGCCGUUCCCCGCUCCGCCAGAAGAGAGGUCGAAGCGGCACCAACCGCUCCCCGCCGCCACCGGUCAAGUAUCACUCACCGCCCCCGCCCACCAAGCGGCCGAGUAGAAUGCACUCCCCGCCUCCACCCCUCGUCAAGCGCAACACCGCUCGCUCCCCACCACCCCGCAAACUCUUCGGCCAAUCUCCCAAACGCGCCCGCUCUCCCGCGCCCAUCAACCGCACCACAUCGCCUCCCAACAGCCGCCGCCCCUCACCAACCCGACCCAUGCCCCUCAGCAAAUUCCCCGGCGUCCUAGCCGCCCGCCCACAAUUAACCCGCACCGCCUCUCUCCCCCGCGGCGGCGGCUUCCUCCUGAGCCGGUUGGGACAGAAACAAUUCCAUACCGGUGAAGCGGACGCCGACUCCGACUCAAACCCGCGUUCCCAGGCCGUCUCCAACGACGACGACACCAAUCAAGCUCUCCCCCGCCGCGGCGCAAUCGACAUUGUCAAAGGCUUAGAAAAGAAACGCCAGCGCCGCAAGGAGAAAAUGUGGCAGAAACUCUGCGCCAAGAAGGGGGAGAAGGGUGAGAAGGUGUAUAAGGUCAAGCCGGGCAAAGGGUGUGAGAAGAUGAGGGAGGUGGGAUUGGAGUUGCAGCGGUAUAGGGGUGGUACUGGGACGGGGACGGGGACGGGCGGGCAUAUUCUGUCUUACUGAUCUAUUUAUCCCUCGGUCCAUUGGUUGAUGGGGUGAUGGGUCUGCGAAGAAUAUCUGAUUCGUAUGUUUUGAGGAACGGCUGAGUGGGAGCAACGGCGCCGCUGUGGCAAACACCACCACGGCACUUUCACGAGCUUUCCCUCUUUCUGCUAUGGAGGGUCUAUGGUCCAACAUGGGAAAAGGAGGGCUCGUCUGGUCGCUGUUGCUCUUUGCUGCUCGCUGAUCCUACUUUCUUUUGGGUUGGGAUGAUUGAUUGAUUGAUUGAUUGAUACAUUGACGGCGUCAAGGGCGGAUUGUAUAUAUCGGUUUUAGCGUUCUAGCAUUGGCGGCAGGGUUCGGUGGUUGAAUUAGUGAGAUACCUGGGUUUUGAAUGCGAGAGCUUUGUACAGACUUGCCU